Messenger RNA from Lethenteron reissneri (Far Eastern brook lamprey), 5019 nucleotides. RefSeq names its product dystonin-like. Gene Ontology annotation, biological process: wound healing; intermediate filament cytoskeleton organization. Gene Ontology annotation, molecular function: protein binding; structural molecule activity. The record is from RefSeq and is a predicted model, not a curated record. Lineage: Eukaryota; Metazoa; Chordata; Hyperoartia; Petromyzontiformes; Petromyzontidae. Gene Ontology annotation, cellular component: cytoplasm; membrane; intermediate filament.
ACUUGAGCCGCAUGGUGUGCGCUAGUGAUAUGAACAGCGUUGAGUCGCAGCAAAAAAACUUCCAGACCAUGCAGACUGCUAUUGCUGGCUUGGGAAGCCAGGUGGACAGGGCAAACGAGCUGGAGUCUAACAUGCCACCAGAAAUGAGGGAUGAAUAUUGUGACCUUUUGCUGAAGCUCAACUCAAAAUACCAUAACUUACUGGAAUCCUCUGGAAGACACAUCCAGCACAUGAAGGAUCUACGCAGCUUCAUGAUGCAGGCUACCGAGGAGCUCAAGUGGCUGAACCUGCGUGAGGAGAAGGAGCUCGUCUUCGACUGGAGCGACCGCAACACCAACAUGUCGGCCAAACGGGACGCGCACGCGGAGCUGCAAAAGGACUUGGAGAGAAAGGAGGCCGAUAUUGACCGCAUCCAGAAACUUGGCGAGCAACUCCUGAAAGACCACCCAGCAGCCGAGACCAUCGAGGCGUACAUGCAAACGCUGCAGACACAGUGGAGCUGGAUGUUACAACUUGUCCGCUGCAUUGAUAUACACCUGAGAGAAAACACAAACUACUUUCAGUUUUUUAAAGAUGCCCAGGAGGUUGAUAAAUACCUGAUGAGCCAGCAAGAAGCAAUAAAAAUGAAAUAUGUGUGUGACAAGUCUACAAACCUGGACAAACUUGAUGUUCUUCUGAAGUCUGCUAUGGCCGAGAGAGACGCUUUGGCAGAUUACAACAGGACCGUGUUGAACCUGAUGAACCGAGCCAAGACGGUGGUGCAGUUGAAGCCCAGGGAUCCGCAGAAUCCGGUCCAGGCGCUCAUUCCACUCACUGCCCUGUGCGAGUAUAAAACCGAGCAGGUGACGGUCUAUCCCAACGACCAGUGCCUCUUGAAGAACAACUCCCACCGUACGCGCUGGAGGGUCGUGGCUCCGGGUGGUGGAGAGAUCACCGCUCCGUCUGUGUGCCUGCUUGUGUCACCACUCAACAAGGAGGCCAUGGACAUCGCUGGCUGCAUUGACCAGGUGUAUCAAGACAACUUCUCCCUGUGGCAGCACGUCAUCACCAACAUGAAAUGCUUGAUCAUCUGGCAGUGCCUGCUUCGGGACAUGGAGCGAGUGAGGACUUGGUCUGCAAGCAAGGGCUCCCGCGAGGAGUACAUACGCCUGCUGCACAUGCUCGAGAUCAACUACGACGAGUUCCUCAAGCUGAGCGAGGACUCGCAGCAGUUCAGCGUGGACGACCUGGCGAGGCUCAAGCGCGAGUACUCGAACUGUGCCAAGAUCGUGCAGCAGGGAGGUGCCGGUGGCGGCGCCGGCGGAGGCAGCGGUCAGGAAGCGGUGGUGGACGGAACCAUCAAGAGGACCGAGACAAACAUGACCAACAAGCAGCCAGGUCGGAGUGGCUCCAACAGCACCCUGGACAGCAACGACGGGCAGCAGAGUGUCACCUCGCAACUGGACGGGAUUGAGAGCAUCCUGGUCCGUAUCAUCCGCACGCCGCUCAAGCAGCCCGAGCCUCUGGAGGACAGCGAGGAUCGGCUGGACCGGGUCAAGAAUGUCAGACACAAGCUGGAAUCAGUCUCGAGCCAAGGACUGUCCCCGAAUACUGCAGGGAAACUCAAGACUCUCCAGGGUCUUUCUGUCAAGUGCCUGGACCACUACAAGGUCAUCGACAUGAUGGUGCGGGGGGUCCUGGAGGUUGAGUCCAACAUUAAGGUGUAUGAACAGAACCUGGCCAAGGGAGACCUGGUGCUUAGCAGCCCAGAGGGAGUCAAUGCUCACAUCAUGCAGCUCAAGCAAUGGCUGUUGGAGAUCCAGCAGAAGCAGCGGCUGGUGCUCAGGAUGCAGGACGAGGUCCAAAAAGCCCAGGUGGCCAACGCGGAGCUGUACAAGAUAUACAACCUGCAGUACCCUGACGUGGACAUCUACACCGACAAAGGGACGGGGCUCAUCGAGCGCUGGAAGAACAUGCAGACCCACAUCAACACUCGGCUGCAGAGUCUGGGAAACGUGCAGAAAAUUCUGGAGGACUACAAGGUGCAGCAUCGCUUUCUCACCGAGUGGUACGGAGACGCUACUCGCCAGCUGCAGAGGGCCCAGGCCAUCAAGGGCGACGACCACGAGGAGAUAAAGUCCAUCAUCGCACAGCUCAAGAAACUCCAAGAUAAACUCGGAAAAGAUGAACAGAAAGUGAAGGACUAUAAGUUGUGCUGCGAUAAUUUCACCGAUGCAAUGAAGCACUACGAGCCGCUGUUGCUGCAGUACAGAGAUCUCAUCAGGAAGUUCCACGCGGUUCUCCCCGACUAUGAAAUUCGUGGUGCCUUGGACGACUUCUGUCAAGAGCAAAUCGACAUGCAGACGUGCCUGCACAACCUGAUGCGCCGUAUCACCGAGUACAUCGCCUGCAUCGAGUCGUGGCACCGCACGGAGCGGCGCGUGCGCAUCCUGGUGGACGGCGAGGAGAUGCCCCUGUUCCAGGCCUACGCCAAGGGCUUCAUCACGCGCGAGAAAUACGACCAGCUCAUGAACUGGCAGUCGAAGUCCAACAAUUAGAGAGAGGGAGAGAGAGAGAGAAAAGCCACAAUUUAUAAACUCAAUAGAGGCAGGGGCAAUGACCUAUCAAAGUGUAAGUGACAACACUCAACACACUUGUCAAGAAUGCUACCAUAAAAGGAAAAAUAUAUGUAAUAGGUGACAUAUCGGGAAAUGGCUAUUGCCCGAGAUAUCACCUAUUAUAGAAAGUUUUAUCUUUAGGGUGGUGUUAUUGAUGAAUGCGUUGGUUUGUUGUUAUUUGUGCUUAUGCACAACUGCUAAUGAAUUACAGUAUCACGUUUUUUUUGUUAUAUCAAAGUGUAGACUUGUGAAAUCUCUUGGGGUCAUUUUCCUGACUGAAAUCAAUAACAACUAAUAUAUAUUCUUGGUUCUUUCGGUAAAGUCAUGUAGAAGGGAAAUAAUAAAAUAAUAUAAAUAUAAAACAAUAAAAAUCUUGGAUUUCACACCUGAUGAUGAUUGCUUGUGUUGCAGUCGAUACGUCGUGAGAAUUUUUAUUGUUUUAUAUCUAUAUUAUUUUAUUAUUUCCCUUCUACGUGACUUUACCGAAAGAACCAAGAAUAUGAAUCCCUGCAGUCACGAAAGCUUUAAAUAAAAAAAACUAAUAUAUACUUUUUACUCUGACUAAUAUUUUUGUAAUGAGCCAUCAUGCAUUACAUGAAUAAAAAAAAAUAGCUUUUCUGAUUAUGCAUUUUAGGAAUACUGGAUGGGCACCUUAAAUACCGGGGAAAAAUUGGUCAGGGAGAUUUAAAUUGUCAGAAUUCUCACUGGAAGGAUGUGGGUACAUUUUUUUUUACAUUUGUGUUUUAUAUCAGCAUUUUUUUAAUGAUACAUUUUCUUUUAAAGACCAGAAAUUUUAGACGUACUCACUAUGUAGUUAAAUUUCUAAUUUAAACAGCAACUUACGAGGAAAUGGGAUGGUAUCAUUAUUAUUUUGAAGGCAACGACAACUAGGUUAGUGGUGACAAAUGCUGACGUCAGUAGAUCUGCUGUCUACUUAAGGCGGCAACAGUUUGUCGGUGUGGCUCGUUGUGACUUUGUAUCUUUUGCUAUAUGAGGUAAACAGGUUUUGCAGACAUUUUUCACAGAGCUAAGGUGCUUUAUCAGAGCUCAUUUACAUUCAAGCAACAGACUCGGAGAGCGUUUGUUUUAUUAACAUUUUGCCAUCUAUAGAACAUGGGGGGAGUAUAUUAAAUACGUUGUUGCUCUACGUGUUGAAUGCUACCAUGGUGUCAUGGUUAGCACACUGGAUGUGUAAUCCAGAGGUCGCCGGCUUGAUUCUAUCACCAGACGUGGCAGCUGAAAUGAUUUGCAAGUUUUGCCUCUGUGCACCCAGCAACAUGAAUGGGUACACCAGUGUGACGAUCGGCCGGUCGCGUAUGGUGGGGUAAAGUGUUGGUACUCCCUACUUGAAAUACAUCUGGCCAGCGUGAUAGAGUAGGUCAGAUACUCUAUAUAGGGGUCUCUAGAGCUCUGUCUAGUGGAGAUCUUUCUGUCAGCAGUGGUAUGAGCAAGAAAUUGCCUAUGUUUAAAAAAAAUAUGCUGUUUUAUCCCUUUGUGCAUGUAUUUUCUGCUGGCAGCCAACAUUGUAAAAUUCUCAACUAAAAUAGAGGGCAGAUACUUGGGUUCAAGUAGGACCUUCACUUAGUAUCCAGUGAUCCUUUUCUUCACAAAAUAAGGAAUUAUAUUCGAAAUAUAUUUCAGAACGUGCUGGAUAUAGUGGUUCGUUUACCAUGCUAUUUGAACACAGAGUCCUGAGUGUGAAUGGAGGCCACAGCUUACAUCACCAGCCAGUGAUAUCUGAAGUUUUCCUGGGCCCCUCCUUUCACUAACCUGCACCGACUAGCUUUGCUGAAAUGUGCUUAAUCUAGCAGUGGACUGACACAGGGCUGUAGAAUUAAACAUAAAGUGCACAGCACGUGACCUGUUGGAAUUUGUAUUGUUGUGCUGUGUAUACCAAAAGUUAUGGGUGUUGGUGAUAAAUGCACAUGUUUUAUUAACGACAACAAAUAAUUUCGUAAUGAUGAGCAAUAUUAUCGUCUCUCUAAGGGAAAUAUAAAAAAUACUGACUCAUUUCAAGUCAUGGUUAAAUACGAGACUUUAUUUUAUUUUCAGGCAGAUUGAACUUUAACAAUGUUUCCAAAAGCAAUUAUCCUAUAGCACUGCCCGAAAGAGAUUUGUUUCCAAGAUGAAUAUAUGUACUGUAGGCUUUUUAUUGCUUUAAUCCCCAAUAUAAACUGCAUGGACUUAUGUAUAAUUAUCAACAUGUCAAAAUGUUUUAUACACAUUUACUCUAGAACAAGUUUGUUUUAUUAUCACAAUCUACUUAUAGAAAUAAUUUUGUAAUCUUUAGUAAUGCAUGAAAUUCAACUUGUUUUUUGUAUCGGGCACAUGAAUUGGGAGCAGCUUUGAAAUAGUGCAUGCAGUUUUGAUAAAUAUGGUGUAUUGUUACAUUUUUGAAUAAAGUCAUGCAACAAUAAAAACA